UUCAGGGGCUGAGGCGCCGCUGCCACCGCCGCCGCCAUCUGACUCGCUAUGCCCGCGAGCCCCAGCGCGCGGAUGGUGCCGGUGUGGCUCGGGUGUUGAUCCGCCUGUCCCCUCCCCCCUCUUCCCCUCCCCCACGCGGUGGUCUCCCCUUCGACCCCGGCCCCGGCAGAGCCAUGUCUCGGGGCGGCUCCUGCCCACACCUGUUGUGGGACGUGAGGAAAAGGUCCCUCGGGCUGGAGGACCCGUCCCGGCUGCGGAGCCGCUACCUGGGAAGAAGAGAAUUUAUCCAAAGAUUAAAACUUGAAGCAACUCUAAAUGUGCAUGAUGGCUGUGUUAAUACAAUCUGUUGGAAUGACACUGGAGAAUAUAUUUUAUCUGGCUCAGAUGACACCAAGUUAGUAAUUAGUAAUCCUUAUAGCAGAAAGGUUUUGACAACAAUUCGUUCAGGGCAUUGAGCAAAUAUAUUUAGUGCAAAGUUCUUACCGUGCACAAAUGAUAAACAGAUUGUAUCCUGCUCUGGAGAUGGAGUAAUAUUUUACACCAAUGUUGAGCAAGAUGCAGAAAGUAAUAGACAAUGCCAAUUUACGUGCCAUUAUGGAACUACUUAUGAGAUUAUGACUGUACCAAAUGACCCUUAUACUUUUCUAUCUUGUGGUGAAGAUGGAACUGUUAGGUGGUUUGAUACACGCAUCAAAACUAGCUGCACAAAAGAAGAUUGCAAAGAUGACAUUUUGAUUAACUGUCACCGUGCUGCCACCUCUGUAGCUCUUUGUCCACCAAUACCAUAUUAUCUUGAUGUAGGUUGUUCUGAUAGCUCAGUACGAAUAUAUGAUCGUCGAAUGCUGGGCACAAGAGCUACAGGGAAUUAUGCAGGGCGAGGAACUACUGGAAUGGUUGCCCGUUUUAUUCCUUCCCAUCUUAAUAAUAAAUCCUGCAGAGUGACAUCUCUAUGUUACAGUGAAGAUGGCCAAGAGAUUCUCGUUAGUUACUCUUCAGAUUACAUAUACCUUUUUGACCCAAAAGAUGACACAGCGCGAGAAUUUAAGACUCCUUCUGCAGAAGAGAGAAGAGAAGAGUUACGACAACCGCCAGUUAAGUGUUUGAGACUUCGUGGUGAUUGGUCAGAUACUGGACCCAGAGCAAGGCCUGAGAGUGAACGAGAACGAGAUGGAGAACGAAGUCCCAACGUGUCAUUGAUGCAGAGAAUGUCUGACAUGUUAUCAAGAUGGUUUGAAGAAGCAAGUGAAGUUGCACAGAGUAAUAGAGGACGAGGAAGAUCUCGACCCAGAGGUGGAACAAGUCAGUCAGAUGUUUCAGCUGUUCCUACUGUCCCAUCAAGUCCUGAUUUGGAAGUGGGUGAAACUGCAAUGGAUGUAGAUGCUCCUUCUGAUCAGUUGCUUCAGCCAUCUACAUCUUCUACGGUAUCAGCUCCAGCUCACUUAACCUCAUCUUCCACAAAAAGCCCUCAUUCUACUUCUUUGUUAUCAUCUCCAGACAGUGAACAGAGGCAGUCUGCUGAGGCUUCUGGGCACCAUGCACAUCAUCAGUCUGAUAACAAUAAUGAAAAGCUGAGCCCCAAACCAGGGACAGGUGAACCAGUUUUAAGUUUGCACUACAGCACAGAAGGAACAACUACAAGCACAAUAAAACUGAACUUUACAGAUGAGUGGAGCAGUACAGCCUCCAGUUCUAGAGGAAAUGGGAGCCAUUGCAAAUCUGAGGGUCAGGAGGAAUCCCUGGCCCCACAGAGCUCAGGGCCAUCACCAGAAGGCGAUAAUGAUACAACUUUUGAAGAAUCAACAGAACAUGUGACAAAAAGUCAAGAAGGCACAUCUGCAGAAAACCUAGAUGAGAACAGGACAGAUAAAGCACAAUCAGAUACAUUUACAGCUGAGCCAUUGGAUUCCAACUCAGGAGAAAGGAAUAACCUCAAUCUUGAUAGCCCCUGUGAGGUUCCAGAAGAAUCCUCUUUGUCUGCAAAAGGCAAGGAACCAGAAACUUCAGAUCAGACUAGCACUGAGAGUACUUCCAAUCCAAAUAACACCAAUGCUGAGCCUCAGGCCCAAACAGAAGCCAUCGAGCCUUCAGCUCAUGAGGAAACAGCCAGGGACGCUGCUCUUCAGGACACAGAUGAUAGUGAUGAUGACCCAGUCCUGAUCCCAGGUGCAAGGUAUCGAGCAGGACCUGGUGAUAGACGCUCUGCUGUUGCCCGCAUUCAGGAGUUCUUCAGACGGAGAAAAGAAAGGAAAGAAAUGGAAGAAUUGGAUACUUUGAACAUUAGAAGGCCACUAGUAAAGAUGGUUUAUAAAGGCCAUCGCAACUCCAGGACAAUGAUAAAAGAAGCCAAUUUCUGGGGUGCUAACUUCGUCAUGAGCGGCUCUGACUGUGGCCGUAUCUUCAUCUGGGAUCGGCACACUGCCGAGCACUUGAUGCUUCUGGAAGCCGAUAACCACGUGGUAAACUGCCUGCAGCCACAUCCCUUCGACCCAAUUCUAGCCUCGUCUGGCAUAGAUUAUGACAUAAAGAUCUGGUCACCACUAGAAGAGAUUUUUAACCGAAAACUUGCUGAUGAAGUUAUAACUCGAAAUGAACUCAUGCUGGAAGAGACUAGAAAUACCAUUACAGUUCCAGCCUCUUUCAUGUUAAGGAUGUUGGCUUCACUGAAUCAUAUCCGAGCAGACCGGUUGGAGGGUGACAGAUCAGAAGGCUCUGGCCAGGAGAAUGAAAAUGAGGACGAGUAAUAACCACCUCUUUUGGCAAGCACUCAGAUAUUCUGAAAUUUGUAUAAGACAAUUUAUUAUAUUUUUUUUCUUUACAGAACUUUAGUGCAAUUUUAAGGUUAUGAUUUUUUGGAGUUUUUCCCCUUUUUGGGGAUAACCUAACAUUGGUUUGGAAUGAGUGUGUGCAUGAAUUUGGGAGAGUGUGUGUAAAACAAAACUAGCAAAAUGUUUUUAAAACCUUUUGUGUGUAUGAGAAGUGCUAGAAAAUGCAAAGUGCAAUAUUUCCCCUAACCUUCAGAUGUGGGAGCUUGGAUCAAUGUUGAAGAAUAAUUUCCAUUAUAGUGAAAAUGUUGGUUCAAAUAAAUUUCUACACUUGCAAAAAAAA
Oryctolagus cuniculus (rabbit) is the source of this 3105-nucleotide messenger RNA. RefSeq names its product DDB1- and CUL4-associated factor 6. The record is from RefSeq and is a predicted model, not a curated record. Lineage: Eukaryota; Metazoa; Chordata; Mammalia; Lagomorpha; Leporidae. Gene Ontology annotation, biological process: positive regulation of transcription by RNA polymerase II. Gene Ontology annotation, cellular component: cytoplasm; Cul4-RING E3 ubiquitin ligase complex. Gene Ontology annotation, molecular function: protein binding.